AUGCCUAGACUCCCCACUCGAGUACCGUAUGCAAUUUUCGCAAGAAAUAAUUCCCGAGUCUACAUUAACCAGAGCUAUAAGCUGCCACGAGACCUGAGCGGCAUUAUAACAGAAUGUCAUGAUGCUAAGAAUAGUUCCAGGAUCGUGCAGCAGGAUGCAUUUCCCUUGGUGCAGGUAAACAAUAAAACCAAAUGCUCAGAAAGGCAACCUUCGAGGAGGCAGCCCAGUGUCAUUCUCCUAGGAUUAGACAGCAUAUCACGUAUAAACUUUCAGCGCACAAUGCCAAGGACGGCCGAGUUUGUGAGCCAGGUUGGGUGGUUCGAGAUGGAGGGCUAUAACAAGGUGGCAGAUAACACAGAAGAGAAUCUUCUGCCGAUAUUGAUGGGUCACACGGUGAAACAGGCACCGCGUAAAUGUGAUCGUGAUGACAGAGAGUGUGUGUCACGGUUACCUUGGAUAUGGAAGGAUUACAAAAAAGCUGGUUAUACGAUUGCCCUGGCAGAGGAUCUGGCUAGUACAGGAGUUGUGUUUACAGAAGAUGUACUCGGAUAUCAUCCUGGUGAAGUGGAUCACAGCUUGCACUCGCUGCUGCUGAGAAUGGAACAAUUGAUGGCGAUCUAUGUGCGAUUCGGAUAUAAUUAUUGCAUUGGACGUCGUCUGACAAUAUCGUAUGUUUACGACUUUUGUGAGCAGUUCGUCUCCCGCUACGUGGAAGAGUUGGAUCAGCCGGCAUUUGGUUACUUCUGGAGCAGCACGUUCACCCAUGACUACAAUUUUGGGGCUGCCAGCUUGGACGACAGAUUUUUGGGCUAUUUGCAAAAGUUGCAGGCGCAUCAAAUUUUUGAUAAAGCCAUUGUGAUACUGUUCAGUGAUCAUGGAGCUCGUUUUGGGGAACUCUUGGAGCUGUCUGACGGUUUCCUGGAGGAACGUUUACCAAUGCUGCAUAUUUAUUUGCCGCCCUGGUUUCGAAAAUCGUAUCCCAAAUAUGUGCAGGCUUUGUAUUUGAAUCGGAAUCGCUUAAGCUCCAAUUUUGAUCUGCACAAUACACUGCGGCAUAUUCUCCAACUAGAUGUUUCAACGCAAGCAGAUCUUCCCGCUCUUCCCAGCUGUCCCUCUAGCCAGUCCUUGCUGCAUCCUUUGCCACGGGAUCGCAGCUGUGAGGAUGCCUGCAUUGGGGAGCAUUGGUGCACCUGCAAGGAGUUCAUUGCCCAGAGGAUGAACGCGGAUAUGUAUUAUCUGGCCAAGAUGGUUAUAUUUCACAUAAAUCGCUGGAUGCUUGUACAUCAAUUCAAUAGAUUCUGUCAGCGCAUCCGUCUCCUCGAUUUGGACAGUGCUGAGAAGAAGAUGCUCUUCGAGGAGAAUGGCCAGGAGACAAUGCACGGCGGCAUUGCCACAUAUCGAUUGCGAUUUCGCACUCUUCCCGACGCUGCCAAGUUCCAGGCCACAGUUCGACUCAAUCGUGAUCUGAAGAAAUUCGACAAUUUGUAUGUACCUGAGAUUAGUCGCCUCAACUCGUACCACAAUCAUUCCCAUUGUGUGGACGAUGUGAUUGCGAAAAAGUUCUGCUUCUGUUAUCCCCAUGUCAAAUUGGACACUUUCAUGAGCGAUUGGAAAAAUGUGAUGUUAACUACCAUGGAAGGUUAAUAGUAAAUAUUGAAAUAUUUUAUAAUGCAAGAGCACUAAUCAAUAAAAUUAUUAUCUGAAUAG
Drosophila innubila is the source of this 1707-nucleotide messenger RNA. RefSeq lists its product as uncharacterized. The coding region runs from base 1 to 1644 and encodes 547 amino acids. The transcript is spliced from 3 exons. NCBI's taxonomy places the organism in Eukaryota, Metazoa, Arthropoda, Insecta, Diptera, Drosophilidae. The record is from RefSeq and is a predicted model, not a curated record.